Diceros bicornis minor is the source of this 2506-nucleotide messenger RNA. It is a transcript of the gene ALG9, whose product is annotated as ALG9 alpha-1,2-mannosyltransferase. Gene Ontology annotation, biological process: protein N-linked glycosylation. The record is from RefSeq and is a predicted model, not a curated record. Lineage: Eukaryota; Metazoa; Chordata; Mammalia; Perissodactyla; Rhinocerotidae. Gene Ontology annotation, molecular function: alpha-1,2-mannosyltransferase activity. Bases 90 to 1901 code for a protein of 603 amino acids. The transcript is spliced from 14 exons. Gene Ontology annotation, cellular component: endoplasmic reticulum membrane.
GGCGGACACCGUUUGCCAGCCAAAGCUGUGUCUCCACGUUCGCCGCCGUAGUAGGGUGCCAAAUUCUACCCUUUUUUUCCACGCUUGCCAUGGCAAGCCGAGGGGUUCGGCAGCGCCUGAAGGGAAGUGGGGGAAGCGGCGGGGAAGCGGCCUCUGCUGCGGACAAGCUGCGGGAGCUGCUGUGCAGCCGGGAGGCGGGCGGCGCGGAGCCCCGGAGCGAGUUAUCUGGGAACAAAGCAGGACAAGUCUGGGCACCUGAAGGAUCAACUGCUUUCAAGUAUCUGCUCUCAGCAAGGUUAUGUGCUGCUCUUCUGAGCAACAUCUCUGACUGUGAUGAAACAUUCAACUACUGGGAACCAACACAUUACCUCAUCUAUGGGAAGGGGUUUCAGACUUGGGAAUAUUCCCCAGUUUAUGCCAUUCGCUCCUAUGCUUACCUGUUGCUUCAUGCCUGGCCAGCUGCAUUUCAUGCAAGAAUUCUACAAACUAAUAAGAUUCUUGUCUUUUACUUUUUACGAUGUCUCCUGGCUUUUGUGAGCUGUAUCUGUGAACUUUACUUUUACAAGGCUGUGUGCAAGAAGUUUGGACUGCAUGUGAGUCGAAUGAUGCUAGCCUUCUUGGUUCUCAGCACUGGCAUGUUUUGCUCAUCAUCAGCAUUCCUUCCCAGUAGCUUCUGUAUGUACACUACAUUGAUAGCCAUGACUGGCUGGUAUAUGGAUAAGACUUCUGUUGCUGUGCUUGGAGUAGCAGCUGGGGCCAUCUUAGGUUGGCCAUUCAGUGCAGCUCUUGGUUUACCUAUUGCCUUUGAUUUGCUGGUCCUGAAACACAGGUGGAAGAGUUUCUUUCAUUGGUCGCUGGUGGCCCUAAUACUCUUUCUGGUGCCUGUGGUGGUCAUUGACAGCUACUACUAUGGAAAGCUGGUGAUUGCACCACUCAACAUUGUUUUGUAUAAUGUCUUUACUCCUCAUGGACCUGAUCUCUAUGGUACAGAACCCUGGUAUUUCUAUUUAAUUAAUGGAUUUCUGAAUUUUAACGUAACCUUUGCUUUGGCUCUCCUGGUCUUACCACUGACUUCUCUUAUGGAGUACCUACUGCAGAGAUUUCAUGUUCAGAAUUUAGGCUACCCAUAUUGGCUUACCUUGGCUCCAAUGUAUAUUUGGUUUAUAAUUUUCUUCAUCCAGCCUCACAAAGAGGAGAGAUUUCUUUUCCCUGUAUAUCCACUUAUAUGUCUCUGUGGCGCUGUGGCCCUUUCUGCACUUCAGAAGUGUUACCACUUCGUGUUUCAGCGAUACCGCCUGGAGCACUAUACCGUGACAUCGAGUUGGCUGGCAUUAGGAGCACUCUUCCUGUUUGGGCUCUUAUCCUUUUCUCGCUCUGUAGCACUGUUCAGAGCUUUGUCCCUUCCAGGGUAUCAUGGGCCCCUUGAUUUGUAUCCAGAAUUUUACCGAAUUGCUACGGACCCAACCAUCCACACUGUCCCAGAGGGCAGGCCUGUGAACGUCUGUGUAGGAAAGGAGUGGUAUCGAUUUCCCAGCAGCUUCCUUCUGCCUGAUAAUUGGCAGCUUCAGUUCAUUCCAUCAGAGUUCAGGGGCCAGUUACCGAAACCUUUUGCAGAGGGACCACUGGCCACCCGGAUUGUUCCUACUGACAUGAAUGACCAGAACCUAGAGGAGCCAUCCCGAUAUAUCUUCAAAGCUGCUGCGGGCGUUCUAUGUCCCCUUCCUGUCAGAUCAGUAUACAGUGUAUGCAAACUACACCAUCCUCAAACCCCGGAAAGCAAAGCAAACCAGGAAGAAAAGCGGAGGUUAGCAACACGCCCGUGGCCCCAAAGGACAGCCAUCGUGUUAACUAGUGACUCCACCGACGGGACUCCCUCCAGGUCUCGCCUGUACCAUUUGUAAUAAAGGCCGUCUGACACGAACACUGGAAUCUGGGUGCUUUGGGCUAGUCAAAGUCAGUCACAUUCACUUCUUGCCUGUGUCUCUGUUCUGCAUGUCACCCUUUGGCAACUAGGCAGAAAAAGACCCUAAAGUGCACGUAGAUAUAUUACACCACAUCUCCUUCUUUUUCUUCUGUUCACUUAUUUACUAGACCGGAGAAGAGCAGAACCAACUUACAGGAAGAAUUGAAAAUCCCUGAACUGGAUGGCUGGGUUAAGCUGUUCUCCACACUCUGGCCUGGCAUCCAAGAACUAGCAAGCCUCUCUUGGGCCAUAUGGGCUUCUCCACCAAAGCUGUUAGGAGUUUGGCAGCUCCUAGCAGACCUUCUUGUUCAAAUCCCAGUGCUGAAAAUGAGCACGCCCUAGUUGCCAUCCUACAUGUCCUUUUCACCUCCAGCAAGACUAAGCUUUUCUAAAGCACUUCACAGGACUAGGACCCUGUCCUGGAGAUAUCUCAGGAAAAAGGCAACCAUGGGAGGAACUGUGACUAAUUUCAUUAUAUAGGAUGCCUCUUGUUUUCAUUUUAUUUCCUUUACAACAAACUAUAACUAUAUGAUUUUUUUUUAA